Messenger RNA from Scaptodrosophila lebanonensis, 4432 nucleotides. RefSeq lists its product as uncharacterized. The record is from RefSeq and is a predicted model, not a curated record. Lineage: Eukaryota; Metazoa; Arthropoda; Insecta; Diptera; Drosophilidae. The transcript has 3 exons. Bases 595 to 2145 code for a protein of 516 amino acids. Gene Ontology annotation, cellular component: membrane.
ACGCAACGUAUGUAACGGGAACUCGCUGCGGUCCCCUUGUAGCGAAGCGAAGCACUGAAGUUCAUUUUCAUAUCCUGCUCUGCUGAAAGAAAAUUACAACAUUAGAUACUCGCGAUAACCGUACCAUAUGCAGAAUUCAAUAAACAAAUCGAUAAUUGCACAAACAAGCCGUAAUAUUGAGUAACAGAACGGAUAUUGCAAAAAAUAUUGCACGCCCACGCAAAUUUUUGCGGCAGUGCACAGAAAACGAAGACUUCGUAGCAACCACCAGCUGCCUGAUUUUUGCUCGCCAUUGUGUAGUUAACUGUGUGUGUGUGUGUGUGAGUGUGUGCUUAUGCGCGGUGGUGUGCGUGAAAAUCAAUAAACUAAUUCGACGUCGUCGUCGUCGUCGUCUGUUGAAAGGGCAUUUGCCAGCAGCGACGUACACCGUACAUUAACCGGCCAUAUGGCAAGUGUGUUGGUGCAUUGUUAGCAAAUUUCUUAGAAUUAAACGGUCAAAGUGCAAUCGAAUUGACAUUUCUCACUGGAAGAUCUUUAAUUAAAUCUGUAACAACAACAAGGACUAGGAGGCUACAAUUAAGUGAAAAGUGCAAUAUGGCUAUGCAAAAGGAAAUUUCCUGUUCGUUAAUUGCAGUCGUUCUCUGCAGCAUAUUGGGUCAUUGUGAAAUGUCCGUUUACCCAGGACUACGUCGCCGACCCACUCAGCAACAGCUUGAGCCGCAGUACGAGCUGCACUCGGACUUCUUGGCCCAGCUAAUGGAGGAUAAUGCUCGUCGCCGGCUCAACCAGCAGUUCGGACAGCAGUUGGAACUGAUCCGACUAAAGCUGCGGCGUCAGCGCCAGCUGCUGGAGCGCGAGCGAUACCGCCAACGGCAACAGGAACUGCAGAUGCUGGCCGAAUCGGAAGAUGACUAUAACAAUAAUCUGAACAAUCAGCAGUACGACCAGUAUGACAAUGCUGAGGCCGAUGCUGCCUACGGCAGCCCGCUAGAUGCAGAGUUUGACGCACAUCCUUCAAGCUAUAGCCCAGGAUUGAGCUUCAAUCGAAACAGUAUUCUGCGGGAGCGCAUUCCGUUCGCCGUGGGUCCCAAUGAUGCACGCUUCUUCGAUAAUGCCAGCGAUCCGUCCGCCGAGCUUGAUUCCCGAGCCCUCGACGACUACGAGGAGUAUGCCCCGGUAGAGUCCGCUCCAGCAAGAGCAGCUAUGGGAGUAGCAGCAGCGGCAGCAGCAGGAGCAGGAGGAGGAGCUGGAGGAGGCGCAGGAAUAGCCAGCUCGGUGGAGCCGACGGCCAGUAGCAAACAGAUUCCAAGCAAAUUGAUCACCCCGGUUCUGGCCCCGGCUCCCGUGGAGACCCCCAAACUACUGGACGGCACAGCCGCAAAUUUUCACCGCAUUAAGCCCCAAACGGCGGCGGCCGCUGCUGUCGCUGGCGUCAAUCUGGCCCAGCCCAAGGAUGCACAGCAUGAGAUUAGCGCUCUAAUUGACAAGCUGCAGAAGCAAAGCAAGACACCGAUAUCCGCGAUGAACAGCGUGAGUAGCGUGGGCCAACCGGAACCCAAUGAGCAAUUUGUCCUGCGUCAGCAUCUCGGCAUGAACAGCGAGUUUGGCGUCUAUAUUGUGGCGUUAAUAGCGGGCGUUAGUGCGGCCGUUACUGUGGGACUCAUAGCCCUAGGCGUUACCUGGUUCCACAAUCGCACCAAAGCCACCGCAGAUGUGGACUAUCCUGCCUACGGCAUCACCGGGCCCAACAAGGACGUCUCACCCUCGGGCGAUCGCAAGCUGGCCCAGAGCGCGCAGAUGUACCAUUACCAGCAUCAGAAGCAGCAGAUAAUAGCCAUGGAGAACUGUCAGGCCGUGGACGGCAGCUGUGGACUGUCCGAUGUGGAGAGCGACGAUGAUAAUGAGGAGGGUGACUACACGGUCUACGAAUGCCCCGGGCUGGCGCCCACCGGCGAAAUGGAGGUGAAGAAUCCGCUCUUCCUGGACGAAACACCGGCCACGCCGGCCAACAAUUUGACGGUCAGCAACAACAAUAUUACGCAGGCCACGCCCCAGCAGCCGGCAACGCUGAAGAAGGGCACGGUCAAGCCGAAUAUUAAUCUGCUGGGCGAUGAGAAGAAUAAGCGCAAGAACACCAAGAAGUAAAUGAAAGGAUAUGGGACUAACGGAUCUAUGGAAUUUCGUUUCUUCGAUCUUCCUCCAACACUCUCUCUCCCCUCAUCGGUGUUAAUCUUCUGGCAUGCCAUGCGCUGUGGCAAUUGGUAUAGUUUGACUGAUCCAUUGUCAGCCAACAGACACUUACACAUACACAAAGACACACAGAGACACAAUUACACCAAAUAUACUUACAUAUAUGUAUAGAAUAAAUCCUAAAUGAAACGCCCAUGGAAUUUAAUUCCCAGGCGCCAAGCUCUCGAGUGCAAACAAGAAACGAGUUAACUUGCUUGAGUGUGCACAUCUCUUUUAUCUUCCCUUAACUAUAAGCAGUAUCGUGCAUAACACCCACUACUUACAUACUACAUACAUACAUAUGUAUUGUAAUCGCAUCGUAUCGUAUCGCAAUGAUGUAAGUCAUGCUCUAAUUUCAGUCCCCGAACCAAAAAAAAAAAAAAAAAAAAACACCUCUCUGAACACCCGCUGUUGCAUUAUUAUGUACAAGUAAUGUAUAUCUUUGUAAAUCUAUCCGAGCCAGGUGCGGCAUGCAACUUUGUGCAAUACCUACCUACAAAAUGUACCAUACUCCAUAUUCUCUAUAUACCAUAUACUUACCAUAUACGAUAUAUUGCAGUCCGAGUAUUGUCGAGCAUUGCGCAAGCCAAGCAACUGGGUCAUUGCGCAAGCACAAAGUCAAGACAUUGACGCUUCAGCAGCUUCCACAACAUGUCAAUCAAACGCAGUGCCAGUGCCCCGAGCAGAAGCAAACAAUAUACAUACAUACAUACUUACAUACAUACACACACUCAUAUACAUGCUAUAUGCAUAGAGUUAUUGCGAACGACUUAGACCUGAAUGGCACUUGUAUAACAAAGUUCGGAAUGCCUAUUCUCUGACCGGGAAGCACUUGAAUGUUGAAUUGCUUUUGCAACAUCAAAGCCCCCGAUUCUAUGUAUAUACACACAUAUGUAUAAAUGUAUGUAUGUAUGUACUAACGACAUAUAUUUACUUAUGUAUUGACUUAUUGUAAAUUAACCUGAUAUCAAUUUACUUUUUGUGUCUGCAACAAGAAUCAAUUUAUGGAAAUAUUUUAAAGUCUGCAUAUUGGCGUUAAACAAACAAAGUAUAUAAUAGAGACAUACAUAUUAUGUAUUGUAUUAUUAUUAUAAUUAUAAAAAAAGUAUACUUAUAUUUGUGUAAUUAUUGUAACAUACAUACAAGUACAUAUAUGAAAGCGAAUCCAAAACUUAAUUACCUACAUGUGUCCUCUAUUGUAUUGUAAUCUUCUUUUUUAUUCUCUUUUAUUUAUUAUACUACGCUUUGUGAUCUUACAUAUAUUAUCUGUGUCAAUUUAGAAAUACAAUUCUGAUUAAAAAAAAAAAACAAAAAAAAAAAACCAUACAUAUACUAUAUAUACAUACAUUUACAUUAGAUUGGAACAUAAGAAAUUUGUCAAAAACAAAACAAAACAAACAAAAGAGACAAGAAGGAUGUUUAUUUACAAGUACGAAAACAAACGAAUUAACAAUAAUUUCCUGCACAUUCAUGUAAAUUAAAUGAAAACGACUGAUAACACACACACACACACUCACACACGUCUAUUGUACAAAAUGAAAGAAAAACCCGUAAUUAUUGAUUAGUAAAAUCGUAAAAAUUGAGUCUAAAAGAGGAGGAAAAAAGUUCUCGUUUGCACACUCAGAUCAGAACAGAUCAGAUCAAAUCAGAUCGAAUGCUUCAAUAGUGCUCGAAUCCUUUUUCCAUGGAGCGCAUUCAAUUCCUAAAGCUAUAGCUGUAAAUAAACUCGACGAAACAUACGUAUUAUGGUACAUACAUACAUAUGUUCACACAUAAAUAAAUGAACACAAAGAAAACAUUACUGGGAGUUUAAAUAAAAUGAAUACCGAGAGAAAACAAGAACAUAAAACAAUAAUUAUUUCUAUUGAUGCAGAUACUGCAGAGCUAAGCGAACCACACAGAGGUAUUUUUGAUUUUUUCAACAAAAAAUCAUUAAAAAUUUACUUGAAAAUAAUAAGCGCAAAACAAAAAUAUUUGUCAUUUGAGCAUCGAGUAAAAUGUUGAGUUUAAAAAUAUAUUUUAUAGAGUUUUCGAAAAUGGGACUCAGCGGAAACCAAUAAAGCCCAAAAAUAUAAAAAUUCCUACACACAUAUAUAAAGUAUAUUUGUGAAUAAAGAGCAUAAUUUAAUUUAUUUAUGUAUAAUAUCCAUUAUAACACAAAUUAUACAGUAUACAUACAAAAUAAACUAACCUAAAAGCUAAA